Messenger RNA from Chelonia mydas (Green sea turtle), 1029 nucleotides. Its product is annotated as butyrophilin subfamily 2 member A2-like. The transcript is spliced from 2 exons. Gene Ontology annotation, molecular function: protein binding. The record is from RefSeq and is a predicted model, not a curated record. Lineage: Eukaryota; Metazoa; Chordata; Testudines; Cheloniidae. Bases 179 to 793 code for a protein of 204 amino acids.
UGGUUUUAGUAAUAAAGCUAAUUAUCACCCGACAACCCGGGUUAAAGGUCGGUUUGGACAAGUUUCUCAUUAGCAUUAUAGUCUCACCUGAAUAUACUGUCUGUAUAAUAAAGCUGUUGGUUUAGCAGUUGGGUUUGUCAGAGGUUUUCUGGCAUAUCGCAUUAUUCUCAGUUGUAUCAUGCGUGUCGUUUUUGUCCCCUGGGCUGCCUCGGAACUGAGUGUUCUGGGCGGAUUUACUGAUACAGCCAUUUACUGCCUGGAACAAUCACUUGCAGCGAAGGUGACUCUGGAUCCAGACACGGCCCAUCCUGACCUCCUCGUGUCUGCGGAUCGGAGACGUGGGAGAUGGGGAGACACACGGCAGGAUCUGCCCGACAACCCUGAGAGAUUUGACACUGUGCCCUGCGUGCUGGGCUGUGAGGGAUUCACCUCGGGCCGACAUUACUGGGAGGUGGAGGUGGGGGUGGAGGCGAUGGGAGUCUGUGCUGUGGGGGUGGCCAGACAGUCUGUGAGGAGGAAGGGACAGAUCCGUCCUAACCCCGAGGAGGGGAUCUGGGCUGUGCCGUGCAGUGAGGAUCAGUCCCGGGCUCUGACGUCCCCUGGGCAGAGCACCCCCGUGUCCCCGAGCCGGGCACCCUGCAGGAUCCGGGUUUAUCUGGACUAUGACGGGGGGCGGGGGGCAUUUUUCGAUGCUGGUCGCGGGGACCCGAUCCUCACUUUCCUGCGGGCCGCUUUCGCCGGGGAGAGAAUCCGCCCGCUCUUCUGGGUUGGUGUUAGCGUGCGGCUCCUCUAGCCCCCACCCCCCUGUUCUCUAUGGCCUGGAGGACUCAGCCAGUCUCCCCCCCCCCCCACAGACGGGGCUGAAGGGGGUGACGCUCUCCCCGUAGCUCUAUGGCUGUGGAGGUCUGUGUGAGGCGGCGCUCUAGGCUGGGUCUCUCUGCUCCUUGGAGGCCGACUCUGUGUGGAGGGCGGGGGGGGGGUCCCACCAAGGAAGGAGGGACCCCCCUGUGGGAGAGGGGCGCAGUCGAG